AUGGAUUCUUUGCAUCUUGAUAACAUAAUUAACCGUUUGCUCGAGGUUAAAGGGAGGCCAGGGAAGCAAGUGCAGCUCUCAGAGUCAGAGAUCAAGCAGCUUUGUUUGCAAUCUAAAGAAAUUUUCUUGCAACAGCCUAAUCUGCUUGAGCUUGAUGCACCCAUCAAGAUCUGUGGGGAUAUUCAUGGUCAGUAUUCUGAUCUUCUAAGACUUUUUGAUUAUGGUGGAUUACCUCCACAAUCGAGUUACUUAUUCCUGGGGGAUUAUGUGGAUCGAGGGAAGCAAAGUCUAGAAACCAUAUGCCUUCUGCUUGCGUAUAAGAUAAAGUAUCCUGAAAAUUUUUUUCUUCUAAGGGGCAACCAUGAAUGUGCAUCAGUAAAUCGCAUAUAUGGGUUUUAUGAUGAAUGCAAAAGAAGAUUUAAUGUUAGGGUUUGGAAAAUAUUUACAGAUUGUUUUAACUGCCUGCCUGUGGCAGCUCUUAUUGACGAAAAGAUAUUGUGCAUGCAUGGAGGACUUUCUCCUGAUCUGCACGAUUUGGAUCAAAUAAGAAAUCUACAACGUCCAACUGAUGUUCCAGAAACUGGGUUACUUUGUGAUCUAUUAUGGUCAGAUCCCAGUAAAGAUGUCAAAGGAUGGGGAAUGAAUGACAGGGGAGUGUCCUAUACAUUUGGCCCUGAUAAGGUGACGGAAUUUCUUCAGAAGCAUGAUCUUGAUCUUAUUUGCCGAGCCCACCAGGUAGUUGAAGAUGGAUAUGAGUUUUUUGCUGAUAGACAACUUGUCACCAUAUUUUCUGCCCCGAACUAUUGUGGAGAAUUUGACAAUGCUGGUGCAAUGAUGAGUGUGGAUGAGACUUUAAUGUGCUCUUUUCAAAUAUUAAAGCCGGCAGAAAAGAAACCAAGGUUUGGAUUUGGGAGCACAACUACAGCUAAGCCGGGAACCCCUCAAACAAAAACAAAGUCAUUCUUUGGCGCAAAAAUAGGAUGA
This is a messenger RNA of Fraxinus pennsylvanica, 984 nucleotides long. NCBI's taxonomy places the organism in Eukaryota, Viridiplantae, Streptophyta, Magnoliopsida, Lamiales, Oleaceae. The record is from the annotation of a GenBank genome assembly.